AUGAACAACAGCCAGUUCUUGCAUGACAGAACCGGCCGCAUUCCGCCCACAGAUGCUCAAAGCACUGAGUAUGGCAAAGCGUCUGGCGUACCUUCUCGCGACUUCUGGGUUGUCUUUGCAGCAUGUUUUCUCGGUUUGAUUUGCUGCUUCCUGCUGAUCGUGGCGGUUUCUGAGCACAAUACUCGGCGUUGGAGAAAAAGAUUCGCCAAAGACGAGGAGCUGGCUUUGGUAAAACCUUCCAACAACUUGAGCUGUGCGCAACGAGAAGUGUUUCGCGGAUCUCGCUAUGGCAUCAGCUUUGCGUUUCACGUGGACUUGGCGUGGCGUGGUGCGCUGGUUACUUUCUUUUGUGCGGCCACUUAUGAUGCCAACUGCUUGAACUGGUGGCAGCGGCAGGGAUGGUCAAUGAGUUAUGUUGUGGUUAUAGUUGUCUUUACAUUGUACAAGGACUUGGGGAGCACAGUCGUUCUGGCUUGGACAGGCUUCUAUGGUACACUGCUCCCAGUGCUGAACUGCUGGUUGAUUUUUUACCUUUUCCCUGACGGUGUCAAAACAGCCGAGACUUGGACAAAGGUUUUUGGCUGGGUGGAUUUCCUUGUGUUUGUCCUGCUGAUGUUCGGCCUGGGUUUCGCAACGAACGGCAAGAUGUAUGCGUUGUCUUGGCAGGCCUACUUCUCCAUGUGCUUCCUGAACCCCUUUGACCAGACUUUGUUCAGCCAAGGCCUCGACGUCCAGCUUCAUGCUGCAGAAACGAGUGCCUUGACAGGAACUAUCAUAGGAUGCAUCUUCGCACUGUUGGUUGCGGCGUGGAUGAACAUCUCUGCCUUACGGAAAGCCCAGCACAUGAUGCUUGAUUUGACAUGGUCUCAUGGUCGGCUCCUUGAGCAGCUCUUGGAGAUGGGCUGCUUAAGGAUGAGGCCACAGGCGGCCUCCGUCUUCGCCGUUGAGGUUCAAAGCUUACAGCAACAGCUCUUGGAGAUUCGUGGGCUUUUGAAGAGCAGCUGGUGGGAAUGCUUCGACCUAGGGGCGGCUGGCCAGUCUCGACUGAUGCUUCUACAGAUGUGUCACAACCUUGAUUUUCUGAUUGGUUGGCUUGAAUCCAUGGUCAUGGCAGUGCAGCAUGCAAAGCUUUCGAACCCGAACCCAGCUCUCCACAUCUUUGACUUGGAAAAGCUCCGGGAGCUCAUCGAGAGCACCAGGGAAGCGCUGCAGCAAAGCUGUCAGGCAGCGGUUCAAGGCAUCUCCUGGGACGCGGAGGAAGAGUCCCACCUAGAGUUCUGGUUGAGUGCACUGGAGGACGCCCAGAUGAAGGCGCAUGAGGCCUUGAAGGCCAAGUUCAUGCACCAGGGAUCCUGGCAGCGGCUCUUCACUUUGGCCCACUUGCCCCA
Molecule: messenger RNA, 1388 nt
Organism: Symbiodinium sp. CCMP2456
Lineage: Eukaryota; Dinophyceae; Suessiales; Symbiodiniaceae
Source: the annotation of a GenBank genome assembly